GUUCAAUGAGAAUUGGCAAAGUAUUCUCCUGCUGUCUCUACAAAUAAUUGGCGAGCGACCAGUGCGACAGUCACCAAUAAAUCAACCUCAAAAUGUAACUGAAUAAUGUAUUUUACUAAUAUAAACGAGUUCACGAAUGGUGAUGAUUAUUAAUCGAGCAGUCCUCGCAAAUGAGACUCGGAAAGACUCAACGAACCGUUCGAAAUAAGCUAUGCAACUUCAUGCUCAAUUUUUAAUUGUUGAGCGUGUUCUGAACUUGGAACUCCGCUGUGCAUCCCGAAAAUUGUUGUCGGCAUCGAGUUAAGUUGUAAGCACCAAGUGUAUACAAGUAAUGCACGUAAUACGGUGGUAGGGCAUCCAUAAAUAAUUAUUUUCAUUGUGAAAGCGAAUGUAACCUUCGAUACUUCAAUCACGAUCCUUGCCCGUCCGUUUAUUUAUUUGUUUAACUAUAUUUCUCGGCCUCGUUUGUUGCGCUGCGACCAUAGAUUAUUACCCCCUUAAGUACACGACGACGAUACCAGAAAGUUCCUCUACAGACCCAUGGUGUGUGUGUCUCUUAUCAUAUCCAUUGUAUUUAUUUAGACGGAGGUCAAUAAACCUAGACUGGCAGUCUCGAUCUGGGGGAGGAUAGCAGUUUAAUACGCUUGGUUUCCAUCAUUACCGUGCAUUCGUGCAACCGAUUCCUAACCAAUCGGCUCACUGUCCGUGCAUUCGUAACAGAAGAUGCGUCUGGUGAUCCUGGAAACCUCCUCCGUCGUCACGGAAUGGGCCGCAAAAUAUGUUGCCAAGAGGAUCAACGAUUUCAAGCCUGGUCCAGACAGAUACUUCGUCCUCGGUCUACCAACAGGUAGCACUCCUCAUGGAAUGUACGUAAAACUGAUCGAAUUCUACAAGGCAGGAAAAGUGUCUUUCAAAUAUGUGAAGACGUUCAACAUGGACGAGUAUGUGAACUUGCCGAGGGAACAUCCGGAAAGCUACCACUUUUACAUGUGGAACACAUUCUUCAAGCACAUAGACAUCGUGCCGGAGAACGUGCACAUUUUGGAUGGAAACGCGGAAGAUUUGGUGGCCGAGUGCAACAGUUACGAGAAGAAGAUAAACGCGGCCGGCGGCAUAGAUUUAUUCAUAGGCGGCAUUGGUCCCGAUGGACACAUAGCCUUCAACGAACCUGGUUCGUCUUUGGUAUCAAGGACCAGGGUCAAGACUCUGGCGCAGGACACUCUGGAAGCCAACGCCAGAUUCUUCGGAAACGACAUCGCGAAGGUCCCCAAGCAAGCGCUGACGGUUGGAGUUGGAACUGUUAUGGACGCGAAAGAGGUGAUGGUUUUGAUAACUGGAACGCAUAAGGCUUUCGCUUUAUACAAAGCCAUCGAAGAAGGCGUCAAUCACAUGUGGACAGUUUCUGCAUUCCAACAGCAUCCGCACACGCUCAUGAUUUGCGACGAAGACGCCACUCUUGAACUGAGAGUGAAGACGGUUAAAUACUUUAAGGCACUCAGUACGGUUCAUCAUACAUUGAUUGAAGAAAACACAAGUCUCGAACAAUUUCGUACAAUACAUUAAUGAGCAUCAACGAUGAACACUGCGAUCUGCUCGGAGAGUGAACAAUUUCUAUUUUAUACUGCUUUGCUUCAAGACAAAAUAACAAAACAAAAAAUAAGGUUCCUAUCGGUUUCGUUUUUAUACUUGUCCAUUUAUCCAAUAUAACUGAUAUGUAACCGCAGCAAUUAUUUUAUAUACAACAUUGAUAUUAUAAAUAAACGUAUACAGGCUAUAUUUUUUAUAGAUUCAGAUAUUUGUAUUAUAUACUGUAAUCGAAUCCUCUUGCACUUUUCAACA
Nicrophorus vespilloides is the source of this 1839-nucleotide messenger RNA. RefSeq names its product glucosamine-6-phosphate isomerase (gene Oscillin). Gene Ontology annotation, molecular function: identical protein binding; glucosamine-6-phosphate deaminase activity. The transcript has 5 exons. Gene Ontology annotation, biological process: carbohydrate metabolic process; D-glucosamine catabolic process; N-acetylglucosamine catabolic process. Gene Ontology annotation, cellular component: cytoplasm. Lineage: Eukaryota; Metazoa; Arthropoda; Insecta; Coleoptera; Silphidae. The record is from RefSeq and is a predicted model, not a curated record. Bases 724 to 1563 code for a protein of 279 amino acids.